CAGUAUUAGCAAAUUUAUUAAUAUCAAACGCUGUAUAUACUAUCCAAGAGAAUACGUAAUGAGGGUGGGUAUUAAGCGUUUGAGUUUUGACACGCAAGCAAAUUGCAGCUUUCAAACAACCCGAGGAUAUAUUUACAUUAACACUGGAGACAUCAUAAUGGACAACACACUAGACAGUUUGUUGCGUGUAAAUCGAUUUCUUUUGUCAUCUCUCGGACAAUGGCCACAGCAAGAUCGAAUUUCGAAAACAUGUACGAUUAUAAGUGCUAUAUUUUUUCUAAUUACUCAAGGAUAUUUACAGACCGGAGGAAUGAUAGCUGCAUGGUGUGAUCAGCCAAUAUUUAUGGAAUCAAUACCACCAGUUUUAAUAAGCAUAGUAUGUGUUUUUAAAUUUAUUAAUUUUAACUACAAUGCCGACAAGAUGAGAACACUUCUCGAAAGCAUACAAUCCGAUUGGAAUUCAAUAAAUGAUGAAGAAGAAAUGAAAAUCUUAAACUCAUGGACUAAAGACAGUAGAAAAAAUACAAUUAUGUAUGCAGGUGCCGUUUACGGAUCUAUGGUUCCUUUUAUGCUGGGCCCACUGGUGCCCAUAUUUUGCAAACUCUUGCCCGAGGGAUUGUUACCCGCGAAUAGUAGUAUCGCUUCAGCGAAACCACUGAUGUUUCAUGUCGAAUACUUUUAUGACGUAGAAAAAUAUUAUUACCCGCUACUUAUACACUCAUAUUUCGGUACAAUGACAUACAUCACUGUCGUUAUUGCUAUUGAUACGAUGUUCAUGGUUUAUGUACAACAUGCCUGCGCAAUAUUUGUGGUCGUUGGAAAUCGUUUGGAACAUCUAGUGGACCAUGAUAAUAUCAAUAUUAAUUUAAAACCAAAUAUUUCGAACGACGAAUCCUAUAGUCGAAUGGUCAAGUGUAUUAUUGAGCACAGUAAGGCUCUUGAGUAUGCGCAGUUGAUUGAGUCCGCAAAUUCAUUUUCAUUUUUUUUUCAAUUGGGAUUCAAUAUGAUUACCAUCAGUUUCACUGGUUUCCAAGCUAUUACGAAAUUGGAUCGUCCUGACGAAGCUUUCAGAUAUGCGACUUUUACGAUUGCCCAAACAUUCGUUUUAUUUUUUUUAAGCUGGCCGUCACAGAGAUUAGCUGAUGAAAGUACACGAAUAAUUGAAGCCACGUUUGUAAACUUAACUAGAUCCGCAUGGUACCUGACUUCGAUUAGAUCACGAAAGCUACUUCAACUAUUUAUACUGAGGAGUUCUGUCCCAUGUCAAUUAACAGCAGGGACUUUUUAUAUUUUGAAUAUGGAAAAUUUUAGCGCAGUGGUGCGUACGUCAAUGUCAUAUUUUAUGGUUUUGUGUUCAAUGCAGUGAUCCUUAUUUCAGAAUACUCAAAUGUAUACACGUCAAAUGAUCGUACUAAACAUAUGACAUGUAGAAUAUUCAAUAAAAUUAAAAGUUUUUCAAAUGCAAAAUAGAAUACAUCUACAUUUGUGUUAGUGGAAUAAAUUGUGUGAAGCAAUCGUUAUGUUUUUUUGUAUUACAAUAAAAUAAUAUAAGAAUUUUUAAUCGUAAAAAAACUGUCAAUACUUGGAAUAAAUGAAAAAAUUGAAGGUAACUGUGAACUCGAUUUGUUAAUCAUAAUUAUAUUAGAAAUGAAGACGGUCUAUAAUCAUUUUGAAUUUGAUUUUUAUAGUUUUAUGAUAAAUUAGCAACUCAUAAUCGUAAAAAAAAAAAAAAUUUGUACCUCCAUUUACCUCCAACCAUUGAGUUUACCUAGAAUUUCGCAGCUAUUUUGACACUGGUAAAUUUUUAUUUCAUCAUUGCACAGAUUUUGAAAAUAGCCAAUAUGUCUAUACAGAAAAUAUAUUUUUUUUUUUUGUAAUGUCUGAGUUCAACUUUUUUUUAUUGAAAUAGAUCUUUUGUAUAAA
This is a messenger RNA of Microplitis mediator, 1923 nucleotides long. RefSeq names its product odorant receptor 13a-like. Gene Ontology annotation, cellular component: plasma membrane. The record is from RefSeq and is a predicted model, not a curated record. The transcript is spliced from 9 exons. Gene Ontology annotation, molecular function: olfactory receptor activity; odorant binding. The coding region runs from base 59 to 1366 and encodes 435 amino acids. Gene Ontology annotation, biological process: sensory perception of smell; detection of chemical stimulus involved in sensory perception of smell. NCBI's taxonomy places the organism in Eukaryota, Metazoa, Arthropoda, Insecta, Hymenoptera, Braconidae.